Molecule: messenger RNA, 1364 nt
Organism: Pyrus x bretschneideri (Chinese white pear)
Lineage: Eukaryota; Viridiplantae; Streptophyta; Magnoliopsida; Rosales; Rosaceae
Exons: 7
Coding region: 182-1108 (308 amino acids)
Molecular function (GO): zinc ion binding
Source: RefSeq, a predicted model, not a curated record
GUACGCACCGCGUGUUGUAUAGAAAACCUUAGAAUUUCCAACACAGCUAUACACGUGUCGCCAUCGUAAAAUCAUCCCUUUACGAAUUUGCCUAGAAAUUUCUCCGCAAAACAAUCCAGGGCUUUUGAUCUGUUCUGGUUGGCAAUUAGGAGCUGGAUUGGGGGUUUCGGGCGGCCGAUCCAUGAAGGGGGAAGUGCAGCUGGGGCCAACAGGUGAAAGGGAGCGAGACCGAGACCCUACUGACAUUGACCCGCUGCUACCGAACCAGGUCGAUUCGUCGCCGGCAAGCUCGAGUGAGAUCAACAAUGAAGACCUUGAGUCUGGCUCUAUUCCCAGCUGUCGAAUUUGUCUCGAGAGCGAUGCCGAACCAGGGGAUGAAUUGAUUUCACCUUGCAUGUGCAAAGGCACCCAGCAGUUUGUUCAUAGGUCCUGCCUCGAUCACUGGCGCUCUGUUAAAGAAGGAUUUGCUUUCUCACACUGCACAACCUGCAAAGCGGAAUUUCACCUUCGAGUUGAAACAUAUGAGGACAAUACCUGGCGUAAGAUAAAAUUCAGAGUUUUUGUGGCAAGGGAUGUUUUCAUCGUAUUUUUAGCAGUGCAAUCAAUAAUUGCUGCUAUUGGUGGCUUUGCAUAUGUUAUGGACAAAGAUGGUGCAUUCAGGAAUUCAUUUAGUGAUGGUUGGGACCGUGUCUUGUCAAAACAUCCUAUACCAUUUUAUUAUUGUAUUGGUGUCCUAGGCUUUUUUGUACUGCUUGGAUUUUUUGGGCUCAUACUACACUGUUCAUCGCUCAAUAGCAAUGACCCACGGAUGGCCGGCUGCCAGAACUGUUGCUAUGGUUGGGGAAUUUUGGAUUGUUUCCCAGCAUCGAUGGAGGCUUGCUUUGCCCUGGUCAUCGUUUUUGUUGUCAUCUUUGCCAUCCUUGGCAUAGCUUAUGGUUUCCUUGCCGCCACCAUGGCCAUUCAGCGGAUCUGGCAGCGACAUUACCAUAUCCUGACCAAGAGGGAGCUCACAAAGGAGUAUAUAGUGGAGGAUCUUCAUGGAUGCUACACCCCACCGAAACUAGAUCCCGAACAUGAAGCACGUCUGAAAAUGCUGAAGUUGUUGUAGAUAGAGAAAUAAAUUUCAGGAUAUGAAAUCCGCAAUGUGUAUUUGCACUUGUAACUUGUUGAAGGAUCCUGUGGCUGUAGAGGGAAAAGAAUAGUCUCAUUUUCCCCAGAAUUCACCAAUAUUGUAAACCCUAAUCUUGGAAAGAUGAUCCAACAAAUGUUGGGGGGGAUGACCACUUGUCCAGUACUUUUGUACUCUCAUGACUCUUGUGAUAUUUGCUUUGCUCCUCGAUUGUACCAGUUGAGCUAUUCUUCGA